AUAUGCCCAUUGCAUUGAUAGGUGUGUACAUGGUCUUGUGCUGACUGCAUUUGUGUAUUAUUAUUACCUCCUAGAAUAAAGUCAUCAAGUCCUCCUGUGCGCUUCAAGUGAAAUGCAGUAAAUUGGAUAUUUUGGAAUACCUUGCUACAUUGUAGUUUCGGGGUUUGGAGAAAGAAAUACAACAAAGAUAUAGACGUGUUUGUUCUGGUUUAAUUUUGGAUUUAGCCAGUCCCGCAGCCAAGUUGGUUUUAACUUUUUUAGUGCGGAUUGCUGCUACAUACCUUUGCUAGUUUCAGAAGUUGGACAAAACAAUACUACGGAGAUGUGGAUGUGCUAGUGUCGGUUUAAGUUUGGAUUUAAUGAUUUAGCCGAAGCAGGACAUGGUUAUAAAAACCUACUAGUUUCACUGCAGAUUGAUGCUUCAUACAGUUGCAAGUAGUUUCAGGAUACCACCGACUCUGGAUAUAGUUCCUGUUUAAUUUGGAUUUAAUCAUUAACCAAAGUGGCUGCAAAAUACUUCUGUUUUGACUGCGGAUUUUUCUUUGCCGACUUUAGUCCCACUUGGAAGUGACAGAUGAAGGUGGUUGAUGAAUCUUAGAAUUUGAGAUCGAGAGACACCGUAACGAAACCCACGAUGCCGAUUCCGACAGGAAGACAGAACCCGUACGUCCAGGAGUCCCCCUACGGACAUCAUGGGGGCCACCAUCCACAAACGAAUGGCCAGAUGGACAGAAGUCACAUACCCAAUGGCUACCCCACUGGCAACGGGCGCCAAAAUGGCGUCCCACACGAAGGACCUUCAAGAGGUGCAAAUAACAACAAUCAUAAGGGUCACUAUGGGGUGUAUGGAGACCCUAGACACUUGGCUGAACAGCCAAGCAGAGACAAGAGAAGACCGGUGUCGUACCCCAACGGUCACCCUCCGCAGGAGUACGACCCCUCCCGUAGGCCUGUCUCCUACCAGCAGGGCCACCAUGAACCCCAACCACACCCACAUGGCCACGCCCAUCAGCAGCAGCCACACCCCAAGCAACAGGCCCAUGUCCCCUCCCACCACCACGCACAGCCGCAGCACAGGUCCAACAGGUUCCCAGUGGAGCAUCUCUACACAUUUGCUAUGGAUAAGAAAGAUGGGGUGGUGUCGGUAGAAGAUGGCAUCCGUAAGCUGAGGAUACUGGACGCCAAGGGGAAGAUCUGGUCGCAGGACGUCAGACUAAUGGUCACAGAGAAGGAAGUGGUGCUGAUGGAUGAAUAUACUCAGGAAACGUUAGAGGUGUUCCCACUGCAGGACAUCGGAGCAGUCUCGGCCGAGUUAAAGCAGUGUAACUACGACAGUCUACUCGUCAUCAUUGUCAGAUAUACCAGCAAGAGAGUUCCAGAGAUGAUGAUGUUCCAGUGCGAACAGAUCUCGGCUCCAGACAUCGCCAGAUCCCUACAGAAGGCGGUCGAUUACCAUACAUCAGGCAAGAAGAAGAAACAACACAGGUCGGAACACUAUGGCAUGGUACCCGGAGGACCGUCCCAACCACAGAUGCAGUCACAGGCCCAGGUCCAUGGGGACGACAGACGGAUGGCCUACGACGCCGACAACAUGUUCAUCCCGCCCCCUCCCGAUGAACCUGCCCCGCCCCCACCCAUCGAUGUCCCUGGGAACGUCAAGAACAAGGUGGCAGCCUUCGCUGCUGCAGCUGCUGCUGCACAAGGUUAUCUUGAUCAUAGAGUAUCACGAACUAGAAUUUCAAAUGGGAAUGGUAUCUCACCAAGGGGGUUCCAGUCUCCUAAAUCAGCUCCAGUAAGGUCAGCAGAGUCAGAGGAACCUAUUGAGUUGCUUGCUAUGAGGACAGAGAGAGAUGUGGAAAUUCUAAAUCACUGCUUCGAUGACAUUGAGGCAUUCAUCGGCAGACUACAGAAAGCUGCCGAGGCAUACACAGAGCUAAGCCGGAGACGUCAGACCAGGAAGAAUCGUCGGAGGGAACAUGGUGAUGGUCUCUUAUUGGCUAGGUCAAGACCCCCUACGGAUGGGGAAUAUAUUGAGUGCUUCCAAAAGUUCAAAUACUGUUUCAAUUUACUGGCAAAGCUGAAAGCCCACAUCCACGACCCCAACGCCCCCGAGCUGGUCCACUUCCUCUUCGUCCCCCUGAAGCUGAUCAUCCAGAGUUGUCAAGGUCCAGAACUCGCUGCCAGCGUGGUCUCUCCCCUUCUGAGCCCCCAGGCGGUGGACCUCCUACAGAACUGCCUCACGUCUCGAGAGAAUGAGCUUUGGAUGUCUCUUGGCAGGGCUUGGACCUUACCAUCAACCGAAUGGCCCAAGGAUCGCCCCGUCUCCCGCUACGUCCCGCGCUUCCGCGAUGGAUGGACACCGAGACCUAUCACUGAACCCCAGACUCAUCAAGACUUCAAUACCAGCGUGCUGGUCAACAAUGCGUCAGUUGCCGCCAGUGCUGCUGCAGUGGCUCGGGAGUCGCCAAGGAGGCUCUCUGAGAGGAGCGAUCAAGCGGACGGCCCGGUUUUCGGCCACAACCAUCAAAGGCAACCUUCCAACGAUAGCGGACACAUCGCUAACGGGCCGAUCAUCCAUAGCAACGGGCCCAAUGCCCACUCAAAUGGACCCAGUACUCACACGAACGGUCCAGCUACUCACACAAACGGGCCCAUCGGUCACUCACAUGGACCUUCCAUCCAUGCUAAUGGGAACGGUUACCAUCAGCGACAGACCUCGGACCCAUUGGCCCAUAGUCCUAGGACUUCAGCAGUUCCUACCCCUCCCCCUCCAGCUCCGAAGCCAGUAUCCAGCCCCACCCCUACCCGCCCUGGGGCCAAGAUGGCGACCGCCAUCUUUGAUUUCGUCGCACGCAACUUCAAAGAGCUGACCAUUAUGGCAGAUGAACAACUUGAGGUGUUAAAUGACCAACGUAAGUGGUGGGAGGUCAGGAAUACCUCAGGCCAGUCUGGUUACGUUCCCUCAACGCUCCUCAAGAUUACCUCACCCUCUCCAAACACCAACACCAACUCAAAUCACGUCCCAGAGCCGCCAAACACGCUACCGCCCCCUCCUCCAUCUAUGUCAACGUUUGGAGCCCCGCCCCCUCCUCCACCACCACCCCCAGCCGACGGGUCAGGUAGACCAAAUUCAACUCAAAAAGCAAAUGGUAUGGACUUUGCCACGCAGCUCCAAAACACAUUAAAGAACAAACAGUUAAGACCAUCAAAGACACAGGACAGAGCAUUGUCAUCUAGCAGUCAGUACGACACCCUCCAGGAAGAGCUCAAGAAUCGCGUCAGCAACGGAGGAAAGGCAAAGAAUUACCGCAUUCCAAGGCGAAGUAUCAGCGAUGUCUCCCUGACGUACGAUUCUGGUCGGGACGAUGUGAAGAGAUGGCUUGAAUCCAAAGGUUUCAGUCCCAUGACUGUGCACAGUCUUGGAAUCUUGAAUGGUGCCCAGUUGUUCAGCCUUACCAAGGAAGAACUGCAGCAGGUUUGUCACGACGAUGGCUCCAGGGUAUACUCCCAGCUCAUGAUCCAGAAAGCUGCUCUACAGGAGGAGCAAAACGGAAAGUCUGAGCUCGACGCCAUUAUGAUGCAACGUAAAUCACGGGUCCUCGACGAGACCCUUCCCCCGCCCGAUUUCAUCCCGGAAACGCCUCCGGUUUUCGAUUCACCUACAGAGGGGCCCCCAGAUGUCCCAUGGUGAAGUAACCUGGAACCUAUCACAACGCUUUUAGAGCCUUUUUGUGCUAACAUUCUUGUCUGCUCAUCUUGGAUUCAUAAGGCCGUUAAAAUCAGUUCAUACCGUACUGCAUGUGCAAGAGCUGCCAUAUGUCUGCAUGUCAUUAUACAAUGUUGCCUACUAGAGCCAAAUAUUUCUAUACAAACCUUAUGGGAAUUACAGAAUUCCAUUAUCUGCUGGUUAAAUUUCCAUUGCUUUUGCUUCAUUUAUUUUUUUGCUUGCUCAUACUGGUUCGAGUGGCACUCCAAUGCUGCAGAGGUCAAGUCAACUAUGAUUUUUUUUUCCCAUAGGAUUUCACUUUUACCAUUGCAAGGUUAUGAACAAGAAUGCCUCAGUGCUCUCAUUAACAGCAGUGUAUGUAUGCUAAUGGUUUUAUAUUGAAGUUCAGCUAUCAUCCGCUUUUAUAGCUAGUAUGUUUCAGUUGGCUGAUCCCAGAGUUUUUGGAACUGGUAAUAACUGGCAAAAAGUAAGUCAGUGGGGCACAGCUAACUCGCUGACCCUUUAUAGACGUUCUUUGCAAGGGAAACUGAUAUAUGAUUUUACUAUCAGGCAUGUAUGGGAUAUAAAGCACCUGUUUCAUAGUAUGCCUAUGCAUCUGAAUGUUUUCAAAUUACCCAUUGAAGCUGAAGAUUUCACAACUUCCACUUACGGCUAUCAUUUAUAUUUAGACUACAUUAUAUUCAUAAAGCUUUGCCUGUUUGCUCCUCAUGGCUAUAUCAUGGUUCUUUUUUUUUUAUGUGGGCCAAGGUCCAUGACCGCAAUUAUAACAUGGAAUUUGCCAAGAACACAUACACCAACAGAUAAGUUUGAUACUUUAACCAUGAGGACAGUAUUCCACUUUUAGGCAGCACUCUACACAUUGUCUUAAUUUUUCCAAUUGCUGUACACAUAUGUCCAUCACUUUAAAUAGUUCCCAUUCAUGAAAUAAAUUUUGAUUUUGAUUCCUGAACUUGAACGUUAUUAAAAGAAGUAGAGAUAUAGGUGUUCAUAACAAUAUAAUUUAUAGGAAGAUUUUUAUACUUCUAUAUUGCUGUAGAUAAAUCACUAUUUUUGUAUAUAUAUAUAUAUGCAGUAUAUUCCUAACUGUAUUUCUCAGUGUUACUUGCAUAAGUUUGGAUCAUGUCCAGUUUGGUUUUAAAUUUCAUCUUGAAAUAAAUGAGCACAAAUUAAAAUUUGUGAAAAGUAUAUGUCUGUGAGGAUUGAAUGUUUAUGUCUUUUAAUGAUUUAGUAUAUUAAAUGAAAUAAGGAAAGGUUUUGCCAGGCUGAGAAAUUAACCACAUAUUAAAAUGAAAUAGAUCGAAGACAAAAGCCAAUAUAAAUAUAUAAUGAAUGAAAAACAAAACCCCAAGGUCAAUAAAUGAACAAAACAUAACUCAUGUUUUUGUGACAUGGGCCUGCUUUAGUUUUUAAUUGAUCAUUCUAUCUGUUGCAUAGAGGUAAAACAGUACUCUAGAUUUGUAUUCCAUUGCUCAUGUAGUCCCAUAUUAUUCAUUCCGAUGUGAGAUUUUUUAUCCUAGUACUAAAUGUGAACUACAGUUAUAUUGUAUUCAUUCCAAUAUAGCGAUAACUAUAUGUAACUUCAUGUCUGAAGCUGUAUUCCAAUACGUUGUUUCCAAAAGGAAACUCAUACUUAUAUAUUAGAAUCAUUUAUAUUUGAAAAUUGCAGAGGGUUUCCCCCCUUUCAAUUUGUAUUCAAGAUUAAUGUGUAUAUUUUGUUCCAUUUUGCUAAUCGCAAAACAAUGCUUUAUAAAUGCUACUUUGACAUGUGUAUAUUAUAUAUUUUAACAGUAGUAUUCAAUUAUUGUAGAAAUUUGACUUGUAAAUUUGGAAUAUAGAGCUAUUUUAAAUGGUUGUAAUGAAAUGGUGCAUUUAUAAAGCAAACAGGUAUAAUUAUAAUAUCCAUAUUGUACUGUGAAUUUCCACGUAAUAUGCAUAGAGGAGGGAAGUUUAUAUUUUGAUACAUUACCCAAUGUACAUACAAAUGACAGUAGAGAUCACAAGUGUAAAUAUAUGAAUGAAUGUAUAAUGUAAUUGAUGCCUUUGAUCCAGGGUGGAAAUGUAUUAACAAAGUAUAUAUUAUCAAUGAUUGUUAGAUUGUUAUGCAUACAUUAUCAAUGUAUACCAGUAUUCUAUGUGUUUUGUAUAAUUGGGGUUUAUACAGGAAAUAUUCGAUAGGGAAAGCGUGUCUUUUGCGGGGUUUCGUGAAGUGCAGCUGUGCAAAUCGAGGAUGACCAAAGAGAUCGUUAAUUCACCUUGGCAAAAGUCGUAGCGACUUCUUCAACAUUGAGUCAUACUAAAUGCUUGUUUUACAGGGACUUUCCACCAUUCCCCGUUGUUUUGUCUAUGCUGAUAUUCUAAGAGAAGUGUGGAAAAGAUGCCAAGUAUUAUUCAUCCACAAAUACCUGACUGAGACUUAUGUGAUUAAUUGACUUUUCAUACAUGUGUCAGCAAGCGCUGGCUCCCCUUUACAUGCAAAACUUUGCACAAUAACACAUGAUGUACAAAGACCUUAUUGAGGGCCAAUUUCUCUUGCAUGUUAAAAGGUGAAGUUACUCAUCCCUCAAUUCAGUGGCAUACAGAAUUUUUUACGACCAAGAAAAAAAAGAGAAAAGGAAAGAAGGGUGAAAUAUUUUAUUUUUUAAUAUUAUGUCAAAAUCUAAUUACACAAUUGGAUAUUUGUAAUAAAAAUUUCAAAAAAUUUUGCUCGCUCACACCUUUUUGAUAAAUUUUGCCCGAUGCGCCUCA
Messenger RNA from Lytechinus pictus (painted urchin), 6472 nucleotides. Its product is annotated as epidermal growth factor receptor kinase substrate 8-like protein 2. Gene Ontology annotation, molecular function: actin binding. Lineage: Eukaryota; Metazoa; Echinodermata; Echinoidea; Temnopleuroida; Toxopneustidae. The record is from RefSeq and is a predicted model, not a curated record. Gene Ontology annotation, cellular component: plasma membrane. The coding region runs from base 635 to 3691 and encodes 1018 amino acids. The transcript is spliced from 22 exons. Gene Ontology annotation, biological process: regulation of Rho protein signal transduction; Rho protein signal transduction.